AUGGGCUGUACAGCAACUAAAUAAUCUAAAAAUGAGAGCAAACUAAACUCCCCAUUAAGUGGGAGUUCAAAUAAAGCUAAUAUUAGUGAAAAUUUAGGACCAGCAAUCAUAAUUUAAGAGACUGAAAAUAUAGAAUCUGAUUAUAUUUUUCAUCCUCUAGACCCUUUAAUUAGUAAAAAUGAUGAUAUAACCAUGCUAGCCUAGAGAAAUUAUAUAUAAAAAAUUGUUUCUAAGAGCAACAAUUCUUUAAGAAUAGUAAAAGUUUUUAAUUUAAAAAUGCUUACUCCUAUUGAAAGGUAGGAACUGAUGAGAAUUGUCAACCAAUUAAUAUAAAUUGUAAGAACUAUUAUGUUAUAGAGAGAAACACUUGAAUUUAGUUAGCACUCUGCCAUAUUAUUAUAAUGAGAAUCACUUGUAUUUAGUGUAGGAAUUUUGUGAUACUGGAAACUUGCUGUGUUAGCUAGAUAAAUUUGGUUAAUUAUAGUAACAUACAAUGAUAGACAUAUUCUGUUAGAUUAUGGCAGGAGUGCAAUAUUUACAUAAUUAAGGGAUAGUCCAUGGGUAUGAUUGAAAUUCUAAAUUUAGGAAUGUUUAGUUAGACAGCAUAGUAUUCACAAGUAAAUUAAUGGAGAACAUUAAACUAAUAGAUUUUGGCAUUCCAAAUUCAAUAAAAUCUAUAUGUAUGUCUUGGAAACCAAGUGGUGGUAUUUAGGAUAUAUCGGUUAAACCUCCAGAGUUUUUUAAAUAAAAAUUAAAUAACUCAGCAUAAACAUAAAAGGCAGAUAUUUGGUCAUGUGGAUGUUUGCUUUACUUUUUCCUUACAUCACACAUGCCGUUUCAAGGUCGAGAUACUUAGGCUAUCAAGGCAGCUAUAUAAAGAGGAGUAGUCAACUUUGAUGGAUAAGAAUGGGCUAGUAUUAACAUUGAAAUGAAACAGUUAGUUUCUAAAAUGCUUAAUUCAAAUCCUUAAUAAAGGCCAACUGCUACUGAAGUCAUAAAUAAUCCAGUAUUUUUAAAUAGAACUAGAAUAGUAACAAAGCCUAAUAAACAAUUAUCAAAACAUAUGAGAGAUUUCAAAGUAUAUCAAUAUCUUAGAUAAUUUAGUAAUAAUCUCAAUUGUAAAAUGCAAUGUUAAAUUACAUUGCUGAAAAUAUGCUGUCAGAUCAAGAUAAGAAAAAAUUGAUGGAAGAAUUUCAAAAAUUUGAUUUAAAUAAAGAUGGACAGGUAACCAAAGAGGAACUACUUAAAGUUUAUAAAACAAUGUUCUCGUCUUAAAAAGCAGUUUAAGAGGUUGAUACAAUAUUUGCCAAAAUCGAUUAGAAUUGCAGUGGUAGAAUUGAUUAUUAGGGUAAAAGUUGUAACCUAUCAAAAUAGAAUUCAUUCUAGCGACUAUAGAUUAAAAAAAAUAUUUUAAUCGAGAAAAAUUAUUAAUGUUAUUCUAACAAAUAGAUAGAGAUCAUAGUGGAUAAUUAAGUAAUUAAGAAGUAAAGAAACUUUUGAGAGAUAUGCAUAUACCAAAAGAAAAAUUAGACAAUUUAUCAAAACAAUUUGAUUAAAAUGGAGAUGGCUAAAUUACUUAAGAAGAAUUUUUAUAGAUAAUGUUGCAGUUAUCCUGA
Messenger RNA from Paramecium octaurelia, 1616 nucleotides. The record is from the annotation of a GenBank genome assembly. NCBI's taxonomy places the organism in Eukaryota, Ciliophora, Oligohymenophorea, Peniculida, Parameciidae.